CGCCCCCCUCUAGCGCCCCCCUCGCGCCCGCGACCAUGGCCACAGACUCGUGGGCCCUGGCAGUGGACCAGCAGGAAGCAGCCGCAGAGUCGUUGAGCAACUUGCAUCUUAAGGAAGAGAAAAUCAAACCAGAUGUCAAUGGUGCUGUUGUCAAGACCAGUGCUCAUGCAGAGAAGCCGGAUGAAGAAGAAAAAGAGGACAGGGCCGCCCAGUCCUUACUCAACAAGCUGAUCAGAAGUAACCUGGUUGAUAACACAAACCAGGUGGAAGUCUUGCAGCGGGACCCGAACUCGCCCCUCUACUCCGUGCGGUCUUUUGAAGAGCUCCGACUGAAACCACAGCUUCUCCAAGGUGUCUAUGCCAUGGGCUUCAACCGCCCAUCCAAGAUACAAGAGAAUGCCUUGCCUUUGAUGCUCGCUGAACCCCCCCAGAACUUGAUUGCCCAGUCUCAGUCGGGCACUGGGAAAACAGCUGCCUUUGUAUUGGCCAUGCUCAGCCAAGUAGAGCCUGCAAACAGAUACCCCCAGUGUUUGUGCCUCUCCCCAACGUAUGAGCUGGCCCUGCAGACGGGAAAGGUGAUUGAGCAGAUGGGCAGAUUUUACCCCGAACUGAAGCUAGCUUAUGCUGUUCGAGGCAACAAAUUGGAAAGAGGUCAAAAGAUCAGUGAACAGAUUGUCAUCGGCACCCCUGGAACCGUGCUGGACUGGUGCGCCAAGCUCAAGUUCAUUGACCCCAAGAAGAUCAAGGUGUUCGUUCUGGAUGAGGCUGAUGUAAUGAUAGCCACCCAGGGCCACCAAGAUCAGAGCAUCCGCAUCCAGAGGAUGCUGCCCAGGAACUGCCAGAUGCUGCUUUUCUCGGCCACCUUUGAAGACUCCGUGUGGAAGUUUGCCCAGAAAGUGGUCCCCGACCCCAACAUCAUCAAACUGAAGCGUGAGGAGGAGACCUUGGACACCAUCAAGCAGUAUUACGUCCUGUGCAACAACAGAGACGAGAAGUUCCAAGCCUUGUGUAACCUCUACGGGGCCAUCACCAUCGCCCAGGCCAUGAUCUUCUGCCACGUGAGUAGCAGCAAGUGCAACAUCUGUUCUGUUUCCUUACCAGAAACCCACUUUAGCAUGGAGGGUGGACUAGCUCCCUCCCUGUGGCAAGAAAGGGAAGCGGGGCUACUCAGCCGCACCAGCACAGGACCUGUUCUCAUUACAGGGCUUCAGAACUUCAUUCUGAUUAGACCCUGUCCUGAGAAUAAUAUGCCUUUCUUUCCCAGAUAUCUUGACUCAGAACCUGCAUUUUACCUCGUGAUGGGUCUUAUCGAUCCUGGGUGA
Messenger RNA from Echinops telfairi (small Madagascar hedgehog), 1322 nucleotides. RefSeq names its product ATP-dependent RNA helicase DDX19B-like. The record is from RefSeq and is a predicted model, not a curated record. Gene Ontology annotation, biological process: poly(A)+ mRNA export from nucleus. NCBI's taxonomy places the organism in Eukaryota, Metazoa, Chordata, Mammalia, Afrosoricida, Tenrecidae. Gene Ontology annotation, cellular component: cytoplasmic stress granule; nucleus. The transcript is spliced from 9 exons. Bases 36 to 1322 code for a protein of 428 amino acids. Gene Ontology annotation, molecular function: ATP binding; RNA binding; RNA helicase activity.